This is a messenger RNA of Eriocheir sinensis (Chinese mitten crab), 2051 nucleotides long. Its product is annotated as zinc finger BED domain-containing protein 4-like. Gene Ontology annotation, molecular function: DNA binding; protein dimerization activity. The record is from RefSeq and is a predicted model, not a curated record. NCBI's taxonomy places the organism in Eukaryota, Metazoa, Arthropoda, Malacostraca, Decapoda, Varunidae. Bases 72 to 2051 code for a protein of 659 amino acids. The transcript has a single exon.
GACAGUUUGUCAGUGGUUGAAGUGAUAUAAUAACCAAGUUUACGAAGCCUUGGUGCCCUGUAUGCUGAGCAAUGGCGUCUAAAAGCAGUGGAGUGUGGAAAUAUUUCAUGGAUAAGCCAAAUGGCUUAGCUCAGUGUCGAUUGUGCAAAAAUGAUUAUUCACGAAAGGGACGAGGAAUUACAUCUUUGAAAAACCAUUUGAAAUCAGAGCACAAAGAACAGUUUGAAGACUUAACAGCAGAAGAGAGAAAGAAGUCGGAGGAGAAACUAAAGAAAAAAAAAACUCCUUUGCAAAAAGCCAAGUCAGAUAUCAAGCAGAGGAGUGUUGCAGAGUAUUUUCAGAGUGCAAACCUGUGGAAGGCUUCCAACCCUGAGUCAAAGAAACUGGAUAACUGUGUAGCAGAAAUGUUAGUCGUGGAUGAUUUACCUUUCAGUCACGUUGAGGACACAGGAUUCACGAGACUGAUGACUGAAGCUGCUCCACUAUACAAGCUAAAGCAGCGAAAGUUUUAUUCCUCAAUGAUAUGCAAUGAUAUGUAUGAGUCUGUUUUCAGUAAAGUAAAAGAACUAAUUGAUGAAGUGAAGCAGGACAACAAACUUUCCUUCACAACUGAUGUGUGGUCGGAUGCCUCAGCAGGUGUCAAACUGCUGAGUCUAACUGCACAUACCAUGAAUAAGGAAUUUAAAAGAAUGAACUUUUUGUUAGGUGCUGAACCACUAGAAGAACGGCACACAGGAAAAUAUAUUUCUAAAAUGUUUGAUGAUAUGUUGAAGAAGUGGGACAUAUCUAGUACAAAUGUGCACUGUGUUUUGCGUAAUGCUGGAGCAAAUAUGAAAAGAGCGCUGUUUCUGUCAGGUGUAAAUAACCUGGACUGUGCAGUGCAUAAAAUACAACUGGUUGUUAUAACCGGAAUAUCAUCACACAGUGAUAUAGACAAAAUGAUUCAGAAAUGUCGCAGCAUUGCGACGCACUUUCAUCACUCAACAAAGGCACAAGAUGAACUGAAAAAAAUUCAGGACAGGUUGCAAGAACCUAAGCCAUCUGUUGUCCAUGACACACCCACGAGAUGGAUUAGCACCUUACUCAUGCUGAAAAGAACACUGGAAAUAAAGGAGUCGCUAUGUCUGUAUGCUGCUGCCAACUCCAAAAUUAAACAACUCAGCAAUACUGAGUGGUUGAUAAUGUCCAAAUGUGUACAAGUCCUACAACCUUAUGAAGAUAUCACAAAAAAAAUAAGUGACUCCACAUCAACAGCAGCUGAAGUGAUACCUCUUGUAAUGUCCUUAAAACGCACUCUUCAGCAUAGCACAUCAGGAGUUUCUGAACGUACUGAAGAAAUUCACACCUCAGCUUCAGGCUCUGAAGGUGAACCAGACAGAGAAUCAGUGACUGAGUCACAACAAGACAGAGAAGCAACACGGGUAGUAAACAUCAUGAAACAAGCAAUGCGAGCUGAUGUUGAGGAAAGAUUUUCCAAGGUUGAAAGUGAAGAUCUGUACAGUGUUGCAACAUACCUUGAUCCAAGAUACAAGAAUAAAUUCUUUUCUUCGUCUCAUGUCACUAAUCAAGUGAAAUCAUCACUUGCCAGAGUAUGUGAAGAGCUUACUCAGGUGACCGUACCGGGAGGGGAAGAUGAAGAACCAAGAAAAAAACGAAGAAGAGAUGACUCGACUAAAACACCUGCCACCUGCGGAACAUUAGAUGAAGCGAUGACCUCCAUCCUUGCUUCCAGCAGUGCCGAUAAAGCAGAAGUGUCAUCUGCGACAAGGAAUGUCAAAGAAGAUAUUGAGAAAUAUCACAAGGAGAAAAUAAUCAAUGGAACAAGUCAAGACAGUUUGCAAUGGUGGAAGACAAAGAAGAGCGUCUACCCUGAUUUGGCGAAGGGCGCUUGCCAGUACCUCUCCUGCCCACCAAGCAGCGUCCCCAGUGAGCAGCUGUUCGGGGGUGCUGGCUUGAUUCACGAUACUAAAUGCAAACGGCAUUUGCCAGAAAAGGCAGACAAGGUGCUGUUUUUGAAAAGUAACUUGCCUAUCUUAAACUUUAAAUAUUAA